Galeopterus variegatus (Sunda flying lemur) is the source of this 7125-nucleotide messenger RNA. It is a transcript of the gene EGFR, whose product is annotated as epidermal growth factor receptor. Gene Ontology annotation, biological process: cell differentiation; negative regulation of apoptotic process; positive regulation of epithelial cell proliferation. The annotation marks the transcript as partial. NCBI's taxonomy places the organism in Eukaryota, Metazoa, Chordata, Mammalia, Dermoptera, Cynocephalidae. Gene Ontology annotation, molecular function: epidermal growth factor binding; epidermal growth factor receptor activity; ATP binding. The record is from RefSeq and is a predicted model, not a curated record. Gene Ontology annotation, cellular component: signaling receptor complex; basal plasma membrane. The transcript has 15 exons.
GGAGCCAAGGGAGUUUGUGGAGAAUUCCGAGUGUAUACAGUGCCAUCCGGAAUGUCUGCCCCAGGCCAUGAACAUCACCUGCACGGGACAGGGCCCAGACAACUGCGUCAAGUGUGCCCACUACAUUGAUGGCCCACGCUGCGUCAAGACCUGCCCAGCUGGAGUCAUGGGGGAAAACAACACCCUGGUCUGGAAGUAUCCAGACGCCAGCCAAGUGUGCCACCUGUGCCAUCCGAACUGCACCUAUGGAUGUGUUGGGCCAGGUGUGGACGGCUGUGCAGGCAGGCCUAAGAUCCCAUCCAUCGCCAUUGGGAUUGUGGGUGGCCUCCUCCUGCUGCUGCUGGUGGCCCUGGGCGUCGGCCUCUUCAUGCGCAGGCGCCACAUCGUCCGGAAGCGCACGCUGCGCAGACUCCUGCAGGAGAGAGAGCUCGUGGAGCCACUCACCCCCAGCGGGGAAGCUCCCAACCAAGCUCUCCUGAGGAUCUUAAAGGAAACUGAGUUCAAAAAGAUCAAAGUGCUGGGCUCUGGGGCGUUCGGCACCGUGUAUAAGGGACUCUGGAUCCCAGAAGGUGAGAAAGUUAAAAUUCCUGUGGCCAUCAAGGAAUUAAGAGAAGCAACGUCUCCGAAAGCCAACAAGGAGAUUCUUGAUGAAGCCUACGUGAUGGCCAGCGUGGACAAUCCCCAUGUGUGCCGCCUCCUGGGCAUCUGCCUGACCUCCACAGUCCAGCUUAUCACGCAGCUCAUGCCCUUUGGCUGCCUCCUAGACUAUGUCCGUGAGCACAAGGACAACAUCGGCUCCCAGUACCUACUCAACUGGUGUGUGCAGAUUGCCAAGGGCAUGAACUACCUGGAAGACCGGCGCCUGGUGCACCGUGACCUGGCAGCCAGGAAUGUGCUGGUGAAGACGCCACAGCAUGUCAAGAUCACAGAUUUUGGGCUGGCCAAGCUGCUUGGAGCUGAAGAGAAAGAAUACCAUGCGGAAGGAGGCAAGGUGCCUAUCAAGUGGAUGGCUUUGGAAUCAAUUUUACACCGAAUUUACACUCACCAAAGCGAUGUCUGGAGCUACGGAGUCACUGUCUGGGAGCUGAUGACCUUCGGGUCCAAGCCUUAUGAUGGAAUUCCUGCCAGCGAGAUCUCGUCUGUCCUGGAAAAGGGAGAGCGCCUUCCACAGCCGCCCAUAUGCACCAUCGACGUCUACAUGAUCAUGGUCAAGUGCUGGAUGAUCGAUGCAGAUAGUCGCCCCAAGUUCCGUGAGCUGAUCAUCGAGUUCUCCAAAAUGGCCCGAGACCCCCAGCGCUACCUUGUCAUCCAGGGGGAUGAAAGAAUGCAUUUGCCGAGCCCGACCGAUUCCAAUUUUUACCGAGCCCUGAUGGACGAAGAGGACAUGGAAGACGUGGUGGACGCUGACGAGUACCUCAUCCCCCAGCAGGGCUUCUUCAGCAGCCCCUCCACAUCGCGGACCCCCCUCCUCAGCUCUCUGAGCGCGACCAGUAACAAUUCCACGGUGGCAUGCAUUGAUAGAAAUGGGACUGGCGCCCUGAGUGAGGACAGCAUAGACGACUCUUUCCUCCCGGUGCCCGAAUACAUAAACCAGUCUGUUCCCAAAAGGCCGGCAGGCUCUGUGCAGAAUCCCGUCUAUCACAAUCAGCCUCUGAAUCCCGCUCCUGGCCGUGACCCCCACUAUCAGAAUCCCCACAGCCACGCAGUGGACAACCCUGAGUAUCUCAACACCACCCCAUCUACCUGCGUCAACAGGGCAUUUGACAGCCCUGCCCGCUGGGCCCAGAAAGGCAACCACCAAAUUAGCCUAGACAACCCUGACUACCAACAGGACUUCCUUCCCAAGGAAGCCAAGCCAAAUGGCAUCUUUAAGGGUCCUACAGCUGAGAAUGCAGAAUACUUAAGGGUAGCACCACCAAGCAGUGAAUUUAUCGGAGCCUGAUUGUGGAGGAGAAUAUCAGCCAUAAAAUUUACAGACUCCUCAGCCUCCCAGGACCAAGUCAUGGCACCACCCCAGGCCUGAUCACCACGCCCAUGUUAACUCUAGGACCCGGGACCAGUUUUGCCACGUUUGCUCCAACUGGCCCCUCUUUCAAGCAGCAAGUGUCCCCACUUGAAUGCGCUUUGGGAAGUUGCAGGUCCGUUCCUUUGCCCUCAGACUGUGAAGUUUCCACAAAAAGGCACCCAGCAAGAAUGCUGUCCAUUUGAGCAGAAGUCUGCCUUUUGGUGAGGUGCAUUUGAAAAAAAAAAAUAAGGUACAAGGCAGUUUAUUGUUUGGGGAUCUUUGUGGGUUUUGUCACUAUUGAUUUUAAUGGGCUCUUCUGAUGAGGAAGAAGCUUGCUCAUAGCACCUGCGACACUGAGUUGAUCCAGGCCCUGCUGUGACCAAGGAGCACGGCCACAAGUCUUCCAGCUAACUCUUCAUUCCACUGGCUCUGCUUCGAGACGCUUCCAUUGCAAGACAAGAAGUUUGUGUCCUUAGCAGGCCUGACUGGGACUGUAUCACAUUAUGGCAGGUACGAUAGGAUAAGCCACUUUGUCCCUUCCUGGGCAGAGAAGAAAUGGAAGGGGUAGAAUUCUUCCUCCGACUUGCUUUUGUAUAAAUGAUACCUACUCCCCACUGGUUAACCAGGGUUUUCUGCAUAGGAGCAUUAGACUUGCUUGUUUAUUUUCCAUUCCAUUGUUCUGAAACUUAGUGCACUUUCCCUGUGGUUGUCAUGACGUUGGCCAGAGAAGAUGGUACAUCAGACAGUAACUGAGAUCCAGCCCAUAUCUGACUCCUUGACCUUCAGACCUGUAGCCUUUUAUUAAGAUGGAACACAUACACACACAAAUUGUCAUUUUGCUUUUAAAUUAUUUAUUGACUCUGAUCAAUUAGAGCCCCACAGUUCUGUUAUGAAAAUAUUUGAUAUUGUCCUAGUGGAAAUAAAACCACAUCCAAUUCAGUUCCAUUACAGUUCUCUUAAGCACCUAUGCCAGCCUAGCAAAGGUACUAAAAAUACAAAAAUAAAUAGGAUAUAAUCCCUGAUUCUGAGAAAUUCACAAUUUAGCAGAGGAAAUGGACUCAUAAAUCCUAACCUUAAAACAAUAUGCUAAAUGCCAGACAAGACGUGUCAGUUGAGCACUGUGAGAGCACAGAGCAGGAGGUGGCUUCUACCAGGAGCCCUGGGAGGUCAUGCAAGGAGGCCACGUUGGAGCUGGGCCUCACAGACUGCCAGGGGCUCCGCCACAGGGACAUGGCAGGUGCAUUCCCAGCAGAGGGAGCCUGACCCUCCAGGAAGGCAUCUGCCAGAGGUGUCUGCUAGUAAUCCUGUCACCCUAACAGCCUGGGGGUCUGGCUUGCAGCACCCCACGUUUUCCAAGCGUUGCAUCCCCAGCGAGGCUUUCAGGCUGUCACCUUUGAGAAUGAUUAGUGAGAGGAUCAAGAACAUUUCUAAGAGUCUUGAGAUUUUAUGCCAUUGUCAGGAAACGACUUUUAUUAUUUAUUCACCUCAGCACAUUUUAGUCAGAUGUUUACUGAGAACUGGGAAACACAAUGGCUCACACUCGGCUGUCUCCUAUUAAGAAGAAGAUGAUUCGGUGAUGGGCCAUAAUAAUCAACUAUAUUGUAUAUUGACAAAAUAAAAAUUUAAAGGAAAAAAAAAAAAAGAAGAAGAUGAUUGAUGAGGGAUGGCAGUUGUAAGCCAAGUUAUAGCAGUUAAAUCCUAGUAUUUUUAUAGUUUGAAAUACUUCACUAUUACGUAAUAAAACAGCAAAAACUUCAAGCUUCCUUCUCCUUUAUAUUUCAAUUUUCUGGCAUAAAAUUUAGUUGCUAAUUUCCAUUUUAAUAUUGGGUUUCCCAAAAUGUUCUCACUACAUCUGUCCAUGGAGGCAGGAGGGGCUUGUGGAAGCUGCAAAGCCACAGCCGCCUCUCGGGACCCUGGCACCUGCUGUGGGCGGGCCAGGGUCCCACCAUGUCUAUAUCACAGCCCCUGCUGGCCUCAUCUCAAGGCUUGUCCUCUGUCAUCUCGGAUCCUCCUCAGUGACAGCCAGUCCCUAAUGCUCUCCAGACAGCCCAUCUGCUGUUUCCCCCUCAGUUCCUAAAAGACCUUCCCCCAUGGGCCCAGCCUCAGUCCUGGCCUACGGGAACAGUUCACGUGAAAGUUAGAGUUGGGGCUCACACUCACCAUGGGCUGUGGUCCUCGCAUACCUCUUCUCAUAUAAUCUCUAAGGAGUCCCUGUAAUGAUACUCCAGGAAGUAAAAAAGAGAUGAAAACUUGCAAUGAGUUUGAGUUACCACUGACUUUCUAAGUAGGAGCACUGUGGAGGCGUCACGUGGACUACCAGCUGAUGAUAGCAAAGCUCAGGAGUUGUCACAAGUUCUUACAUUUGUGCUUUAGCCCCGCCUCCCCCCAUCCCAAACUGCAAGUAUGAACCCACCAUGGACACAUAAACACAACAGCCACUGGUUCUCGAGCUUGGCUGACCUUGGGAAUCCCCUGGGUCCCAUCCAGAAACACUGAUUUUUCUCAGGUGCAGCCUGUGCCCAGGGACAUUUUGGUGUGCACCACAAGUUUCCAGAACCCCUGGUAUAGAGACUAGGCCUGAGAGGUGAGCCUCAUCGCAGGCUGGGGGCCUCUGGCUGCACGUCUGUAGGAUGAAACGGUCGUGUGAUGGUGACCUACCAGCUCUCACCUUACUGCAAAGAAGACUCGCCUGGGGACCUUAAAAAGAAAGGGUCUGUGGUCCCUGCAGACCAAUUCUGUCAGAAUCUCAGGGGCUCCCCAGGAGACUAUAACAAUCAGGGUUGAAACCCUCAUCUCCAGGGUCUCCUUCAGGUGUAUGAGGCUGCAAGUCUAUACCAUGUCCCCAAGUCAUGGUAGAAUAAAAGAGCCUGAGUAGGGUAGAUUCCCAUAUGCAGCGAACAGAAUGGUUUGUAGUCACUGAUAUGCCUGAGUCUUGGCCACUAGUGGCCAUUCCAAAGAUGUCCAAUUUGUUGUCACCAGCAGUUUGUCUUGAAAGUUGCGAAUACACAAAUCUGAGCCUUGAUAAAGCCUUGGGACACUGCAUUUUCUAAGUAGAUUAUAAAAAUCAAUUUCUUCCCUCCCCCUCAUGAAUGAGUUGCUCCCUCUUAAGCGGCAGCUAUGACAUUGCCCUUAAUGUCUACUUUGCAUUUCUUUCUUGUGAUAAGCACAUGUUUUUUUAUCACAAUAUAAUGAUCUGUUUAUAUUUCCUUGCCUGGGGACUGUAAAUCCUUACUGAAUAGAAAUCCCUGCCUCUUUUACCAGCCACACCUGCCAUACAUCUUGGAACUAUUAAAAGACACAUUCAGACAGGACUUUUAAAUGUAAAUCUAUUUUUAUAACUUUUUUGUGGGGGGUAUUGUCCUCUUUAUGUAGCACUGAACUUUGUAAAGUAUAUUUUUAGGAAACUCAUUUUCUACUAAAGGAAACAGUUUACUUUAGAAAGACUGCAACAGAAUCGAAAUUUGAAACUGAAAUCUCUGUUUAAAAAGAUUAAAUUGUAGCAAGAGAAAAGUCUUUUCUCUCUUAUAAAGAGGUACAACUUCAUUGCAGAGCUAAGCUAGGUCACUGCCAUGGUGAAAAGGAGAAUCGUCAUUCUUAUAUUCACACAACUAGAAAAGAUGGAAAGCACAUUUAGCUUAGAAUUGGCCUGUAGCAGGUACUGUUGAGUCUGUUCAGGGCACUGUUAAUGGAAAGUGUAUGCCCUACUCUGAUCAUCUAUCAAUAUGACCCUAUCAGUGUAAGAAAAGCAAUAAUACAGCACUUUGCUGGUUUAUGUAUACUACUCUGACUUCAAUGCAGAUUAUUUUAUUUUUGUAUUUACAGUUGAUAUGCAUUUACCCCUAUAAACUAGAAAUACGUGGAGAGCCCUAAUAAUGUUCAGCAUGUUUGGUUAUGCAAUAUAUCGAUGAAAUCCAUCAACAGUCUUACCAAGUCUAAGCAGGGCCACCCUAGAGAAGGGGUUCUCAGCCUGGCUGCACAGUGAAGUCACCUGAGGAGCUUUUAAAAAUCUUCAAGCCCAGCUGCACUUCAGACCAAUAAAAUACAAGUCUCUAGGGGUGAAACCCAGGCAUUUGUACUUUUUAAAGCUCCUGAGGUCAUUCCAAUUUGCAGCCAAAUUUGAGAACCACCAGCCUAGGGAUUAGCCACAGGGAUUGGGACUUGCUGGCUAAUUCUGCAGGUGUAGGUAACUCCUGGGCCCAGAGGACUCAGCAUCUGGUACAGAUUCAGGAACCUGGAGAGUUUCCAAGAUGCUUGGUCAAGAAGGGAGAGUGUCUAACCAGUCAAUUAAAAGCAAAGGAAAUGGGAAACAGGUACCUUUUUUUCUAGUUCUCUCCACGAAAGGUGGACUGACAGUAAAAUAAAAUAUGUAUUCUUGCUGCUUGUUCAGCUGACAUCAUUGCUCUCCUUGAGCAACCAAGCAACCUUUAUUUCCGGGGUGGAUGUGAAAACAUUGACCUAUCACUUACAUUACAAAAGGCAGACUUCAAGUGGUUUGCAUAAGUAGUUGGAGGUCUUUUAUAAAAACGAAAAUCCAGAGAGAGGAUUAUUGCUUUAAGAAACACUUUUUAUACUUUUUUCAUAACUUACACCUGGAUAAAAACUGAAGUAGCUAGUUUUUUUUGUUUUUUUCUCCCAUCCAUAUCUGCACAGCCAUACUGUGUCCUCUAAGGUGGAAAAUCUGCCCUUCUCAAUUACCAGCAGAAGUACUAAUAAUCUCCAUCCUCUCACCUAGCAGACAACACUACAGGAGAAAACUUAAAUACAUACAUUUUUCGAUUAAUUUACUUAUUUUAAAACAAAAACCCUAUUGACCUGAUUUGGCUACAAAAUAAUCUUGCUGUAUAAUAUAAUCUCUUGGAAAUGAAGCGAUCCUAUGGAUCUGAUGGCUGGUAUUAGAGGUGAUGAUGGAACUAACAACAGCAAUAACUUCAUGUUAGAAACAUUCUAGCAAUAGCUUUCUGGCUUCUAAUAUGGUACAUUUUAACCUUGUAAAGUUUUGCAAUGAUGAAAACAGUAUUUGUACAAAUGAAAAAAAGCAAGAUUCUCUUUUAUGUGGUUUGUACUGUUGAUCAGAACAUGUUGAUUGUAUACUGAGUAUUAAAAAUUAGAUGUUUAUGAUU